This is a messenger RNA of Dinoponera quadriceps, 4263 nucleotides long. RefSeq names its product G-protein coupled receptor moody-like (gene moody). Bases 2455 to 3696 code for a protein of 413 amino acids. Gene Ontology annotation, biological process: G protein-coupled receptor signaling pathway. The record is from RefSeq and is a predicted model, not a curated record. Lineage: Eukaryota; Metazoa; Arthropoda; Insecta; Hymenoptera; Formicidae. The transcript is spliced from 8 exons. Gene Ontology annotation, cellular component: membrane. Gene Ontology annotation, molecular function: G protein-coupled receptor activity.
UACAACGUUAAAAACGACAUAUUUGAAAACGUUACAUGUUAUAAAGUAUCGUUGUAAUAACGUUGUGUUAAUGAUUUCUUACUUACUGAGACUAAAAACGUUUUAGAUUCAUAUCAAUAGUUGUUAUUCUGUAACUUUUAACGAUAGUUUAAUUAUAGUUACAUCGUGAUUUGCGCACUUUUCCUGCCAUAUAUUACACCUACACAAUGGCAACGCAACAGUAACAACACUCGUCGUUAAAAGUUACAGAACAGACGAAACACGACUGAAAGACGUGUAAAACACGCGCCACCUUUCUCAGACGUCACUUGGACGUCUUCUAGAAAUUUCAGCUGACUGGAUCUUCUCCCGCGAUUUCUUGCGACGCGCUUCCCGACGGAAUAAAAAUCGUGCGUCGCUCGAAAAACGAAGCGAGGUGGAAUGAAAACGGGAGAAACGACGCGGGCGACGACGCGCACUGGCGCACACGUUCCCAUGUCUUUCAUAGCUUCCAUCGCUUUUUUGUCGCGAGGGGACGCCUAGUACCGGGUGUCUGUUAAUUUCCCUUAAUUAAGCUCAAUCGGGGUUAAUGCACCGCAGCUUGACCCUAGUUUACCAAAUCCAACGCGCACCCUCUGCGCCCAUCCGCUCGCGCGGUCGCGAUCGUCGGCCGAUGAGUGAAAAUUCGCGAGAUCUUCCGUGUGAAAUCGUGAAAACGUUUCUUUCUUUCCAACGUUCCGGAGCGAUUCGUGCAUCGCGUAACCCGCGAGCAGCCUUCGAGAGAGAGAGAGAGAGAGAGAGGGGAGAGAGAGAGAGAGGAAGGGAGGGAAAAAAAGUGACGUGUGCUAUCUUUCUUCUUUUUUCGCCUCCCUCAUUACCUUUCAUCGGCCUCGAGUGGCCGUCAUCAGUAGCCGGGCGCAUUGAAAGAUGUCGAAAUUAACGCGCGGUAUCGUUCACCGGGCGUCUCGCAUUAUUCCCUGUGGAUCCUCCAGACGACCCACUUCCGUCGCGCGUGCGACGCCCUUCGUCACCGUUUUUCGAGCCCCACAAAUAAUAAUGGACUUCUCUCUCUCUCUCUCACUCUCCCACUUUCUCUCCCUCUCGCCGUGCGAUUAACGCUCAUUCUCCGUCGUCGUUGUCUACGUAGAAGCCGGGAAUUAUUUUAAUGCGCCACGCGCUGGAGAAAAAUUUGCAUAUCGUAAAUCUCAACGCCCGUCCCACGCGCGUGACAGUCGGACACUCGCUCGUGGAUUAUUGCUCACUCAAAGUUAACAAUUUUAGUGACGUGACAUGCGAGAUAAAUAAACCACGCGCGCGAGAGACAAACGGCAGCAUUAAAUCACGCUGCCCUGUGAUUGUUGUUAUUGAUAAUUUAAAGUAGGACUCGAGUUUCGAUCAAAAUUCUAAAAUAACAGCUCGAAACGACCAGACGUAUUUUUCCACAAGCCUGUACAAAAUAUUUAUAAUUUUUAAUGAUCUCAAUUUUCCAAAAAGCUCGGGAUAUUCUAUCGGUCAUUAAUUCGUCGUUAAAAUUGAAGGACAGUUUGACGAUUAGUCCGCUGCAUCGUGUAAGUUAAAACAAAUUUCCAAUCACGAAAAAUCUAAAUUAAAGAGUUUUAAAUAUAGUUUUAUAAAAGCUCAGAAAAAGCGCUAUUUUUCCCAUUUUUCCGCGAAUUUUUUUUUUUUGCUUAUCUUCUUUACGGGACAAAAAUUAAUGUGGCAAGUUUGAACCGUGCGCACAUGAAUUUUCCUAGUCGAAUUUUACCAUCCUUGGGAGAAAAAUCGAAGAAAACCGCGAAAAAAAAUGGGAAGACCCGAUUUUUUCCCGAGCUUUUAAAACUAUAGUCUUCAACAAACGGGCGUAUUUCUCUCUUCAAGCCGGCGCAAUCCCGCGUAAUGUUUGAUAAUUUCAAUUUCUCGGGACAAGUUGCAGAGAUUAUAUCGAUCGUCAGUCAGUCCGUCGUUGAAAUUGUCGGGCACACUUUGACGGAUCAGUCCGUGGCUAGCAAUUCAGGAAAUGGUUUUGACACAAGCGCGUCGUCGCGCAUCCGCUUUGCGUCAGCUCGCUCGAGAGGCGCGUACCGGAAUUUUCGAUCGUAGUUUCCUCCUCGUGAGAAUCCCACGAGAAUUCCUCGUGUGCUCGCGAUAAUGUCCGCGCGACAAUGCGUCGCUGGCCUGCCAGUCGUCAUCAUCGCCGAUACGCGAAGUGAGCGACGCGUUUGUUUACGCUCUCGCGUUCGCUCCGGCUAAUUUCCAAGGCAAAUCACUGGCCGACGGAUAACCGACAGAUCAUCGGGCAAGACAUACACAGUCUAAGUAGCGGUCGUUUCGAUCGCCGUUAUUCUGACCAUUUCGUGUGAACGUAAUCACCGUGGCGUGCUCCGAAUCAUGUCCGCGCGAUUAGUCAGCCGCUUAAGUCAUUCGCUGAAGGAGAACACGGCUCGAAUAUUUAAUUCUUCGCUUCCGCUCGCGUGAAUGUCGCAGGCCUUCGAGGUCGGUCGAGGCCGAAUGGAAUCGUUGGAUCGGACUUUCGACACCUUCGGCACGGCGGGAACGAUGGACGGCACGGCUACGUGGUUGACGCACCUCGCGGAGAACGCCACCAGCAGCACGCUCGUCGACGAGGAGAUGUCAAGAUUCCCGAAGCCGCUGAGGACCUUCGCGGCGGUAGUGGCGAUCAUCAUCAUGAUCAUCGGCCUGGCCGGCAACCUGCUGACCAUCAUCGCUCUCUGCAAGUAUCCCAAAGUCCGCAAUGUCGCCGCUGCCUUUAUCAUUAGCCUGUGCCUCGCGGACUUCGUAUUCUGCCUUCUGGUGCUGCCGUUCGACUCCAUCAGGUUUAUCAACGCCAGCUGGGCGAACGUGGAUUUCCUGUGCGUGUUGGUGCCCUUUCUGCGCUACGGAAACGUCGGCGUCAGUCUCCUCUCCGUCGCGGCUAUCACUAUUAAUAGGUACAUCAUGAUAGCCCACCAUGCGAUAUAUGGCAGAGUCUACAAGAAGUACUGGAUCGCUGCGAUGAUAAUCUUCUGCUGGGUGUUCUCUUACGGGAUGCAGAUACCUACGUUGUUGAAAGUGUGGGGUAAAUUCGACUACGACCCCAAUCUGGAAACCUGUUCUAUCGUUAAGGAUAGUUACGGCCGCACAUCCAAGACGUUCCUCUUCGUCAUGGGCUUCCUGAUACCUUGCGUGGUGAUAGUCGGCUGCUACGCGAAGAUAUUCUGGGUGGUGCACAAAUCCGAAUCGAGAAUGCGAAAGCACGCAGGACCGACGAUCAAAUCACCCCAUACGCCCGGAAGGGACAUCAAAGAGAUCAAGCAGAAGCGCAGCGAAUGGAGGAUCACCAAGAUGGUGCUGGUGAUCUUCCUCAGCUUCCUCGCGUGCUAUCUACCAAUCACCAUCGUCAAGGUGGCCGACCCGGAAGUCAGAUAUCCCGCGUGUCACGUUUUGGGAUACCUGCUGUUGUACUUCGCGUCGUGCGUGAAUCCGAUCAUCUACGUGAUCAUGAACAAGCAGUACCGGCAGGCGUACGCCGGCGCGAUCGGUUGCUCCUGGGUAAGGGUGAGCCUGACGCCGUACGGCAGCAGCGCGCCGGGUGGCGGUCUUCAGGUUCAGCAGGACUUCGCCCAAGACUAUUCGAAGGACUUCAGCAAAACGAUGGUGUCGACGGUCUCUAUCGCCAUGAAUCCCGUGAGGAAUUCGCAGUUCCAGGAGGAACCGUGAACGAGCGCGAGCAGCUGAUAUCGGCGACCUGAAGAGAACGGAUGUGUCGUCUCUUGACGCAGGAAAACGAAACAAGAAGGGACGGGAGGAGGGAGCCGAGGCGUUCGUAACAUAGCAAGACUGCGUGUUACCGAGCCCAUUUUUCGCAUAAUCUUCGCACCUAGAAAGAGCCUUUCGUUUAUUACUACGGAACAGCACAUGUAAAUCACUCGCUCGCCGAAGAGCGACAAUCUGCGAAGAUAAGAUUAUUGCACGCGUAUUUAACUUUCCGUGACGUUCGCCGGAUCAUUGUCCGACGAGCGCCGACUUUCUACCAAAGGUUGUCAUACGAUUGCAAUGACGCAUUGUAAAUAAAGAGCGCGAUCAACUUUGAUAUAUUUAAGAUGCGAACGGUAAAAUUAAAGCGACGACUACAAUAGACUGCAGUAGUUAUUUUGUUAUGUAUUUUAUUUACGCAACGUGUAAGUUCAUUGGCGCGUAAGUUUAUUAUAAUGAACAGUAAAGAUUAAUAAUAUAAAACAAUGUUGUGUGUAUGAUGUUGUAAUAUAUGAACUUUUCAACGAGAUA